GCGAACGCAAAACCAAAAUUCACUCUGUUUUUCGCAGCAUUACGUUUUUCAACGCGGCCGCGUAAAUAACAAGGAAAGCAGCGCGCGCGGAACGAUCAGCGGUGGAAUUCCAAUUGGAUGGGAAACGCAAAGCGGAGAAAAACGAGAAACCGACAAACAGAAAACAGAGAACAGAGUCGAAAGACGCAAAAAUCGUGAAUUAAACAAAAAGCGGAGAAAACCAAAAUUCACAAAAAUGCCGAGGUGAAAUUACGUGAAAUAAUUCAAUUAAUUCAUUUUUUGCGGACAACAAAACGUCAAUACCAAAAAAAAAAAAUUCAGAAAUAAUGGUUGUAUUUUGUUGUUACGUGAACGUUGCGUUUUUGAAUUUAUGAAUCAAUUCUUUAUUGCAUCCCGCCGCGUCUUAUUUUGAAUCAUUUCUUUUUUUGCCACUUUUUUUUACUGUGUAUGUGCGAAGACAACAACAAACAUAAUGCUAACAGAAACAACAACCACAACAGCGACAACAAAACAUAAACAACAACAGUAAACAGACUUGAAACAUCGGCGGCAAGCGGCUAAAAAACUCAACUGUGCAAUUUAAAAUAUAACCAAGUAUUACACACAAAAAAAAAUAUAAUGCAAAAUUUGUCAAGUGUCGACGGCAAAAGUUGCUCAAUAUGAGCAAAAAAAGCAGCAACAACAACGACAGCAAUAAAGCUGCCCCACAACAACAACAACAGCAAAUAAAAAUUGGAAAAGUGCAACAAUACAAAUGAAGCAUAUAUGAAAUAAAAUCAAAAUAACAAAAAAUAAAAUCCAGCCAAAAAAAUUUAAAAUUUAAAAAUAAUUUUUUUCUCCCCUCCAAUUGCCUGGCAAUAUCUAUUUGUUUAUAUAUAUAUAUAUAUAUAGCAUUACCAUCUUCAUAUAUAUCAAUUAUAUAUGUAAUUGUAUUAUAUAUUUGUGUAUCUGUGUGUGUGUAUUUUCGUGUGCAUUCCAUCCAUUAAUUCUAUAACUCAAUCUAUGAAAAAAACCUUAACGAAAUAAUUUACUAAAAACGAAAAACACAUAAAAAUAAAUUUACAAAAAAAAAACCAACAACCGAAAACGAACAAUAAAAACCGCAUGUAAAACGCGUAAACAUAAAUAAAUACCAAAAAAAUUACUAUUUACAAUUUACAAUACAACCGUGAAACAAACGAAAAUAAUCUGAACCACAAAUCGUGCACCAAAAUGGCGGACAUCAUGCGUCCGCCGUACAGUGAGAUCAAACGGCCGGACGAAAUCGUCAGAAUGACAACAGCCGACAAUCUCAAGUUCGCCGUCCUCAUCGGCCUCAUCGAGGUUGGCCAGGUGACCAACCGGGAGGUGGUCAAUACCGUCCUGCAUUUGCUGGUCGGCGGUGAAUUCGAUAUGGAAUUGAAUUUUGUGAUACAGGAUGCGCAGAAUAUCAAACAUAUGCUGGAGCUACUGGAUCAUUGUCCGCCCAAUUUGCAGGCGGAGAUUUGGAGCGUAUUCAUUGCCAUCCUGCGCAAAAGCGUCCGCAAUUUGCAGGCCUGCACCGAUGUCGGCCUCAUCGAGCAUGUCCUCGUCCGCCUGCAGCGCUCCGAAACGGUUGUGGCAGAUCUUCUCAUCGAGAUGCUGGGCGUCCUGGCCAGCUAUAGCAUAACGGUGAAGGAGCUGAAGCUGCUCUUUGGGACGAUGAAGGCCACCAAUGGCAAGUGGCCGCGUCACUCGGCCAAGCUGCUGAACGUCCUCCGGCAGAUGCCACAUCGCAACGGACCGGAUGUGUUCUUCAGCUUUCCGGGCCGCAAGGGAUCGGCCAUGGUCCUGCCGCCGUUGGCCAAAUGGCCCUAUGAGAAUGGAUUCACCUUCACCACCUGGUUUCGGCUGGAUCCCAUCAAUUCGGUGAAUAUCGAAAGGGAGAAGCCUUACCUGUACUGCUUCAAGACAUCGAAGGGUGUGGGCUACACGGCGCAUUUUGUGGGCAAUUGCCUCGUCCUCACCUCGAUGAAGGUCAAGGGCAAGGGCUUUCAGCAUUGUGUGAAAUACGAAUUCCAGCCACGAAAGUGGUAUAUGAUUGCCAUAGUGUAUAUAUACAAUCGUUGGACGAAAAGCGAAAUCAAGUGCCUCGUUAAUGGACAGCUGGCCUCUUCAACUGAGAUGGCCUGGUUUGUUUCCACAAACGAUCCCUUUGACAAGUGCUACAUUGGAGCCACCCCCGAAUUGGACGAGGAGCGCGUGUUCUGUGGCCAAAUGUCGGCGAUCUACCUUUUCAGCGAGGCCCUGACCACGCAGCAGAUCUGUGCGAUGCACCGCCUGGGUCCCGGCUACAAGUCGCAGUUCCGGUUCGACAACGAGUGCUAUCUAAAUCUGCCGGACAAUCACAAGCGGGUGAGUCACUUUCAACUUCUGCCAGCGACCUUGGGGGCGUCAGCACUGCCGGGCGGCAGUGGGAGUGGCACCGGAAGCGGUAGCGAUGCGGCAGCAGCGGCGGCAGCAGCCGUUGCCGCCGGACAGCAACAACAGUUGCAGCUGCAAUUCCAAACGCUGGCCGCCGAACAGGAGGCGCGGGCGAUCGAUUGGUCCGAUGAGAAACUCGAUUUGAAUGCGGCAUUUGUGAAAAUUCGAGCGGUCUUAACCGCACGCAAUGCAGUGACCUUGGCGGUCACCGGAAGUAGCAGUGGCAGCACCCCCACUGCAGCAGCAGCAGCAGCAGCAGCUGGAGCAGGAGCAACUACUGCAGCAGCAACAUCUGCUGCUGCCACAGCGGCAACACAAAAUGAAAACGAUGCAGCAGCAGCAGCAGCAGCAGCAGCGGUACAACAGCAGCAACAUGCAACAACAUCUGGCAACGCUGACGAUCCGCUCGGCCAUUUGCCCACCGGAAAUGCUUCUUCUUUUGAGCAACUCCGUCGAAUGUCCAGUGUGAGCAGCUUGAACUCAGUGUUGGGAACCGCCGACACUGAGGAGGUCAACCAGCUGAAAGCUGUCCUGUACGAUGGCAAACUAUCGAAUGCCAUUGUGUUCAUGUACAAUCCGGUGGCCACCGAUGGUCAAUUGUGUCUGCAAUCGUCGCCCAAGGGAAACGUUUCAUAUUUCGUGCACACACCGCAUGCGCUGAUGUUGCAGGAUGUAAAGGCCGUGGUCACGCACUCGAUACACUGCACCCUCAACUCGAUUGGCGGCAUCCAGGUGCUGUUCCCGCUCUUCUCGCAGCUGGACAUGGCCCACGAGGGUCUGGGCGACAUCAAGCGGGAUCCCACGCUGUGCUCCAAGCUGCUGGGCUUCAUCUGUGAACUGGUGGAAACAUCGCAGACGGUGCAGCAGCACAUGAUCCAGAACCGGGGCUUCCUGGUCAUCUCGUUCAUGCUGCAGCGCUCCUCCCGCGAACACCUCACCCUCGAGGUCCUGGGAUCCUUCCUGAACCUCACCAAGUAUCUGGUCACCUGCCUGUCGGCCAACAGUGAUCUGCUGCUCAAGCAGUUGUUCUGUUUCUCGUUUCUCACGUGGCAGCUGCUGGACCAUGUCCUCUUCAAUCCAGCCCUGUGGAUAUACACACCCGCGAAUGUCCAGGCGCGACUGUACUCCUAUUUGGCCACCGAGUUCCUCUCGGACACGCAGAUCUACAGCAAUGUGAGGAGGGUCAGCACCGUCCUGCAGACGGUGCACACCCUGAAGUACUACUACUGGGUGGUCAAUCCGCGGGCCAAAAGCGGCAUCAUACCGAAGGGACUGGAUGGACCUCGUCCGGCCCAAAAGGACAUCCUGGCCAUUCGGGCCUACAUCCUGCUGUUCCUCAAGCAGCUUAUCAUGAUCGGCAAUGGCGUGAAGGAGGACGAGCUGCAGAGCAUACUUAACUAUCUGACCACCAUGCACGAGGACGAGAACCUGCACGACGUGCUGCAGAUGCUCAUCUCGCUGAUGUCGGAGCAUCCCAGCUCCAUGGUACCUGCCUUCGAUGUGAAGCACGGUGUGCGCAGCAUCUUCAAGUUGUUGGCGGCCGAGAGUCAGUUGAUUCGACUGCAGGCCCUCAAAUUGCUGGGCUUCUUCCUUUCGCGAAGUACCCACAAACGCAAGUACGACGUGAUGUCGCCACACAAUCUGUACACACUGCUGGCGGAACGAUUGCUCCUCUAUGAGGAGUCUCUCUCCCUGCCCACAUACAAUGUCCUCUACGAGAUUAUGACGGAGCACAUCUCGCAACAGAUCCUGUACACACGACAUCCGGAACCGGAGAGUCACUACCGUCUGGAGAAUCCAAUGAUCCUCAAGGUGGUGGCCACCCUGAUUCGGCAGUCCAAGCAGACCGAGUCCCUGAUCGAUGUGAAGAAGCUGUUCCUGCAGGAUAUGACCCUGUUGUGCAACAGUAAUCGGGAGAACCGACGCACCGUGCUCCAAAUGUCCGUGUGGCAGGAGUGGCUCAUUGCGAUGGCCUACAUCCAUCCAAAGAGCAGCGAAGAGCAGAAGAUUAGCGACAUGGUCUACUCCCUGUUCCGCAUGCUGCUCCAUCAUGCCAUCAAGCAUGAGUAUGGCGGUUGGCGAGUUUGGGUAGAUACCCUCGCCAUUGUCCACUCGAAGGUGUCGUACGAGGAGUUCAAACUCCAGUUUGCCCAGAUGUACGAGCACUACGAACGCCAGCGUACGGAUAAUAUCACAGAUCCCGCCCUGCGUCAGGCCAGGCCCAUUAGUACGAUCAGUGGUUGGGAACGGGAGGAGCUGCAUCAGCAGCAGAAUGGUGGAUCCGCUGCAGCAGCAGUGGCUCCAAAUCAGCAAGGAGCUGCCGGAGCGGUCAAGGGUGCCGUUUCCAUUGCCUCGCUGGAGGAUGUGCCGCCCGUGGUCGAGGAGGAGGUGGAGGAACUGGAACUCGAGGAGGUGGAGAUCCAAGAGGGUCCCAUCAUCGAAGAGGCCGAACCGAAAUCCGUGAUAGCCAAUAUUUCCGAUGUCUACAACGAGCAGAUCAAAACCGAUGCCACAUGCAAUGGCAAUCUGGAAGAGGUCAAAGAGGAGGACUCUGAGAUUCAGGAACUUGUUGAAGAUCUCGAGUCCAAGCAACCGGAAGCAUCUCCGUUGGGAGCCCUCAGGGAAACCCUGCAGCUGGGCGAUGACAUGGAUGUCGAGGAACUGGAGCUGGCCACCGCCAAGGAUUCGCUCAAUGCGGAACAGCAUGUGGCGCGAGUUCUUCAGGCCUCCGAGGCGGCACUCAACGAUUGCAAAAUGGCCGUCGAUGAUGUCCUGCAGGAGUCAUCGUCUGUCCUCAAGGACGAGGAGAUCGAACUGGCGGUCAACGAAGUUGUUCAGGGUGUCCUUAACAACGAAAAGAAAUCCCAGGCCGAUAAGGAUAAGGAACAGUCCGUGGGGCAGGAUAAUGUUAAUGUUAGCCUGCUGAACAGCAAGAAUCUGCUCAACAAUAAUAAUAAUAACAAUAAUAACAAUAGUCCGAGUGCCACGCCCACAGAGCCCACGACCACGACGACGGCGACGGUGGGAGCGGAAACGGAAACGGAGGUCAAUGCCAAUGAGAUCGUGAGCAGCAGCCCACUGGCGCCCAAGGAGGAACGGAAAACGGAAACGGUAGCGGAAAAGGGAGCAACACCGGAAGUGGAAACACCGGAAACGGCCAAGCCAAGCCCCAUAGUCCCCAGCCCCGUAGUAGCAACCAAUCAAAAGACUGAAGAUGCAGCCAACAAGCUGAACAACAACGAGAAGCUGGCCGAAAUCAGCGCUAGUCCCGAGCCCAUUAUUGUGGAAACGCCAGAGGCUGAUCUUCUCCAGCUUUCCGAUACCGAAACCAAACCGGCAAGGGAAACGGAAGCGGAAGCUGAGGAUCCUGUGGCACUGGCCGUUAGGGAUAUUGUCGAGCAACUCAUCGACAAGGUGAUCGAUGCCACGGAAGCGGAAACGGCCAGUGAAAUCAAAACAGAGACCAAUAAUAAUGAACUACCCAAGGGGGAGAAACCCAAUUCAGAGCCAGGGGUUAUCGAAGUGGAAACUCCCGAGAGUCUGGCCGCUGCCGCCGAGGAAAUUGUCCAUGAGGUAGUGGAGGCAGCUCUUGUUUUGGUCCAAGAAGAGACUACUGCGGUGAAAGCGGAGGAAAAGGUAGAGGAUCUGCUUGAACUCGAUCAAAAGCCAGCGGUUACAGGCGUUCAGGAAGCUAAGGCUCUUCCAGAAGUCUCUCAAGAACCAGAGGAAGAUCUCAAAACCAAGGAGGAGCUGAAAACCGAGGAGCCCAUAGAUCAGAAGUCCCAGGAAGUACCCGCGGAACUGCCCCAAAAACAAGAGGAGCAUGUGGUGGCCAUUGUCAACCAGGUACUCGACACCCUGGUGGACGAAACCGUCAAGGCCGUGGCCGCCGAGCAAACCACCCAGACUUCACCCGCUCCCGAGGAGGAAUCACCCAAGAUUCUGACCAAGCAAUCGGGGGUGACGCCAGUGCGGGUCAAGCCCAAUGAAGUGGACUCCACCACACAGACAACGCCGAAAAAUGAGGCGGGAUCUAAUCUUCUGGUUGAAGAGGUGCAGCAAGUCCUUCAGGAGGACGAAGCUCAAACAGCCGCAGGCAUUGCCUCCCUUGAAGAUGAGGAGUACUCUAAUCAACAGACAGCAUCGGGUGUCGAAAAUCCCAACGGUCAAAUGGAGGCCAAUCAUUAUGGCCCCGGCAAUCCGGAAUCCAAGCAACAGCAACAACAGCAGCAGCAGCAGCAGCAACAACAGCAACAGCGCUCCAAAUCGGGUUCCACACGACCCAUGUUCAGUCCAGGACCAACACGUCCACCCUUCCGGAUACCGGAAUUCAAGUGGUCCUACAUCCAUCAGCGACUCCUCAGCGAUGUGCUCUUCUCGCUGGAAACGGACAUUCAGGUGUGGCGCAGUCAUUCGACCAAAAGCGUCCUGGACUUUGUCAACUCCAGUGAGAAUGCCAUCUUUGUGGUGAACACAGUGCAUCUGAUUUCGCAGCUGGCGGAUAACCUGAUUAUUGCCUGCGGAGGAUUGCUGCCCCUACUGGCCAGCGCCACGUCACCCAAUUCCGAACUGGAUGUCCUCGAGCCCACGCAGGGCAUGCCUUUGGAGGUGGCCGUGUCCUUCCUGCAGCGUCUGGUCAACAUGGCUGAUGUCCUUAUCUUUGCCACGUCCCUGAAUUUCGGUGAGCUGGAGGCGGAGAAGAACAUGUCCAGUGGUGGCAUCCUGCGCCAGUGCCUCCGGCUGGUCUGCACCUGUGCGGUGAGGAAUUGCCUGGAGUGCAAGGAGCGAACGCGCUAUAAUGUUGGAGCCUUGGCGAGAGACGUUCCGGGUGCGGCGCACCUGCAGGCCCUCAUUCGCGGUGCCCAGGCAUCGCCCAAGAACAUUGUCGAGUCAAUCACCGGUCAAUUAUCACCUGUUAAGGAUCCCGAGAAGCUGCUCCAGGACAUGGACGUCAAUCGCCUGCGUGCCGUCAUCUAUCGCGAUGUGGAGGAGACGAAGCAGGCACAGUUCCUGUCGCUGGCAAUCGUCUACUUCAUAUCGGUCCUGAUGGUCUCCAAGUAUCGUGAUAUUCUGGAGCCGCCGGCAGAGCCGCAGAUCCAGCGUCAAUCGCCAGUGCUACAGCGCACAGCAGGCGGCGAAGCCGCCAGUGCGCGUCCUUUGUUUCCCCAAUGGUCACAUCAUGUUUACCCGCAAUUCCUGCCCGAAUCGCACCAGAAUCACAACAGCAACAUGCAACACCAGCAGCAACAGCAGCAACACUACUAUCAGCAACAGCAGCAGCAGCAGCAACAGCAGGUUGCCCAUAAUCACAGCCAUCAUCACAUGACUGCUGCUUACUACCAGCAGCAGCAACAGCAACAGCAGCAACAUCAGCAAGUUGCAGGUGGACAGCAGCAACAUUCGCCCACUCCCUUGGCCACACACUCGACCAGUUCUUCGGCCAGCUCCACGGCCACAUCUCAGCCAGCAUCGAGCUCCUCGCUCUCCAGCCUGGCAUCCCAAAGUCAACAGCAAUCGCAUCGCCAGUUGCACAAGCAACAGCAGCAGCAACAGCAGCAACAUUACCAUCCUCACCAGCCGCACUAUGGCUUGAUCAAUGGCCACCAGCAACAUCAGCAGCUGAAUGGCAAACAUUAUACAGAAAAUGGAUCCGCAGCGGGAUAUCAUCCACAUCCACAUCCACAUGGUGGUGGUGGUUAUAUGCGAAAUGGAGAGUCAACAGCGGGACAACAGAAUGGUAAUUCCGACUAUCAGGCGGCAGUGGGACUGAUGAAUGGUCAUGGCUCAAAUGCAACGGCUGGUAAUAAUAAUAAUUCCAGUCUGAUGAACAAUAUGCGAAAUUUGAGGAAUGGUGGAGCAACUCCAUCAGCAUCAUCAUCGCCACCGCCACCAACAGCGGGAAACCAAGGAAUCUCGGGAAUCUCUGGCAUCUCGGGUAUCUCGGGCAUUGCAGGUGUUGCAACAACGGGUGCUGUUGUUAAUGCAAAUGCUGCUGCUGCUGGUGUUGGUGGUGUUGGUGGUGUUGGUGGUGUUGGCAUGGGCAUGGGGGGCGUGGCAGGGGGCUUGGAUGGAGGCGUGGCCUACAAGACGAGCGCCAUAAAUAAUAAUUACCGCUACAAUGGACGCAACGCAUCCGCUGGAACAGGUGGUCGCCAAAUCCAGGAUAGUGACUAUGAAAUAAUUGUUGUCGAUGAGAACAAUCCAUCCGUUUUGGCCGAUAAUGAUUCACAUUCCAGUGGACCGCCUUCCAUAAAGGCCAACCAGACAACAACAACAACAACAGCUACAACAACCCAUAUUAACAACAACAACAACAACACUAAGACAACAACAGCAAACGCUCCAACAACAACAAUUAAAAUUCAACAACAACCAUUGUCACCACCAAAGCCGUUGGUGCCACAAAAAUUGCCAAAGAGCGUCGAUUCGGAUGUGGGCUCCCUCAACAUGAACUCCACGGAGAACGAAGUGCCCGAGGUGGAGUCCUCCAGCGAGAUCCUCAUCGAUGACCACAAGCCUAGCCAUUCGAACGACGAAAGCUGGACGGAUGUGAAUCUUAACGAGGAUGCGGCCGUUCAGGCGGCCAGUGCCGGCAUGGUUGUGGGAUUGGUGGAUAAUGGUGGUAAUGUCAUAACCGACAAGCACGACCCAUCAUCGCAUCACAACCAGCAACAGCAGCAGCAGCAACAGCAACAGCAGCAGCAUCAGCAGCAGCAACAACAGCAGCAGCAUGGUUCACUUGGCAACUCGGAGCGGGGUGAUAAACCCGAUUCGGAGAUAUCGGUGGUCCGUGUACCCGAUGGUUAUGCCGGUUCCGGUGGCUCUAAUCCUGGACAAGGUCAGGGUGUCCCGCCAAAUCAGCGUCCUCGUCCCGACGAGUUGCCCAUGAAGGCUCCCGCCCUGGUGGCCCAGUUGCCACUGACCACGCCGUCGCGAGAGGCAAGUCUCACCCAGAAACUGGAAAUUGCACUGGGACCAGUGUGUCCAUUGCUGCGCGAAAUUAUGGUGGAUUUCGCUCCAUUCCUGUCCAAGACCCUCGUUGGUUCGCAUGGCCAGGAACUGCUGAUGGAGGGCAAGGGACUGACCACAUUCAAGAACUCCCAUUCGGUGGUCGAGCUGGUGAUGCUGCUCUGCUCCCAGGAAUGGCAGAAUAGCCUGCAGAAACAUGCCGGUCUGGCCUUCAUCGAGCUGAUCAACGAGGGUCGCCUCCUGUCGCAUGCCAUGAAGGAUCACAUCGUGAGGGUGGCCAAUGAGGCGGAGUUCAUACUGAAUCGUAUGCGUGCCGAUGAUGUACUCAAGCAUGCCGACUUUGAAUCGCAGUGUGCCCAAACCCUCUUGGAGCGCCGGGAGGAGGAGAGGAUGUGUGAUCACUUGAUAACCGCCGCUCGUCGUCGGGAUAAUGUGAUUGCCAGCCGGCUGCUGGAGAAGGUGCGGAACAUAAUGUGCAAUCGUCAUGGAGCCUGGGGUGAUUCCAGUGCCAACACGACGAGUGCCAGUGGUGGCGCCAUUGUGGGAGCAGUGCAAAAGAGUCCGUACUGGAAACUGGAUGCCUGGGAGGAUGAUGCCCGUCGUCGGAAGCGGAUGGUGCAGAAUCCUCGCGGCUCAUCGCAUCCACAGGCCACGCUGAAGGCGGCUCUGGAGAAUGGUGGACCCGAAGAUGCCAUCCUGCAGACACGCGAUGAGUUCCACACUCAGAUUGCCGUGUCGCGAGCCCAUCCAUCGGGUCAGCACAAUGGUGAACUUUUGGACGAUGCGGAGCUGUUGAUCGAGGAUCGAGAAUUGGAUCUGGAUCUCACGGGUCCGGUCAACAUUAGCACCAAGGCGAGAUUGAUAGCUCCGGGUUUGGUGGCCCCUGGCACUGUUUCGAUAACCAGCACCGAAAUGUUCUUCGAGGUGGAUGAAGAGCAUCCCGAAUUCCAGAAGAUCGAUGGGGAAGUUCUCAAAUACUGCGAUCAUUUGCACGGCAAGUGGUACUUCUCUGAGGUGAGGGCCAUCUUCUCGAGGCGCUAUCUCCUGCAGAAUGUGGCACUGGAGAUAUUUUUGGCCAGCAGGACAUCCAUUCUGUUCGCCUUUCCCGAUCAACAUACGGUGAAGAAGGUGAUCAAAGCUCUGCCCCGUGUUGGAGUGGGCAUAAAGUAUGGAAUACCCCAGACACGCAGGGCAUCAAUGAUGUCGCCAAGGCAGCUGAUGCGCAACUCCAAUAUGACCCAGAAAUGGCAGCGUCGCGAGAUUAGCAACUUUGAGUAUCUAAUGUUCCUCAAUACAAUCGCCGGCAGGACGUACAACGACCUCAAUCAGUAUCCCAUCUUCCCAUGGGUUCUGACCAAUUACGAGUCCAAGGAUUUGGAUCUCAGCCUGCCAUCGAACUAUAGGGAUCUAUCGAAACCCAUUGGGGCAUUGAAUCCAUCGCGUAGAGCGUACUUUGAGGAGCGUUACGAGAGUUGGGACAGCGAUACCAUACCGCCCUUCCACUAUGGCACCCAUUAUUCCACAGCGGCCUUUACGCUCAACUGGUUGGUGCGCGUGGAACCGUUCACCACCAUGUUCCUGGCCCUGCAGGGCGGCAAGUUCGAUUAUCCCGAUAGGUUGUUCAGUUCGGUAUCGCUGUCGUGGAAGAACUGCCAGCGGGAUACAUCGGAUGUUAAGGAACUGAUACCCGAAUGGUAUUUCCUCCCCGAGAUGUUCUACAACUCGUCGGGCUAUCGGUUGGGUCAUCGCGAAGAUGGUGCCUUGGUGGAUGAUAUCGAACUACCGCCCUGGGCCAAGAGCCCCGAGGAAUUUGUGCGCAUCAAUCGCAUGGCUUUGGAAUCGGAAUUCGUAUCCUGCCAACUGCAUCAGUGGAUCGAUUUGAUCUUUGGCUAUAAGCAACGUGGUCCCGAGGCCAUUAGGGCCACCAAUGUGUUCUACUACCUGACCUAUGAGGGUAGCGUCGAUCUGGAUGGCGUCCUGGAUCCUGUGAUGCGCGAAGCUGUGGAGAAUCAGAUCCGCAAUUUUGGCCAAACUCCAAGUCAACUGCUGAUGGAACCCCAUCCGCCGCGCAGUUCGGCCAUGCAUCUGUCGCCGAUGAUGUUCAGUGCAAUGCCCGAGGAUCUAUGCCAGAUGCUCAAGUUCUAUCAGAACUCACCGGUCAUUCACAUCUCGGCCAACACCUAUCCACAAUUGUCGCUGCCAUCGGUGGUGACGGUCACGGCGGGUCACCAGUUCGCGGUGAAUCGAUGGAACUGCAACUAUACCGCCUCCGUCCAGAGUCCCAGCUACGCCGAAUCGCCCCAAUCACCGGGAUCCAAUCAGCCACUGACCAUCGAUCCGGUUCUGGCUGUCCAUGGUACCAACAAUAAUAGCAAUGCGGUCAGUCGACGACAUUUGGGUGAUAACUUCAGCCAAAUGCUCAAGAUCCGAUCGAACUGCUUUGUCACCACGGUGGAUAGUCGGUUCCUCAUCGCCUGUGGAUUCUGGGACAACAGUUUCCGGGUGUUUGCCACCGAAACAGCGAAAAUCGUGCAAAUUGUGUUCGGACACUUUGGAGUGGUGACCUGCAUGGCCCGUUCCGAGUGCAACAUCACCUCGGAUUGCUACAUCGCCUCCGGAUCCGCCGACUGCACGGUGCUCCUGUGGCACUGGAAUGCCCGGACCCAGAGCAUCGUGGGCGAGGGCGAUGUGCCCACUCCGCGGGCCACCCUAACGGGUCACGAACAGGCGGUGACCUCGGUGGUGAUCAGUGCCGAACUGGGUCUGGUUGUCUCGGGAUCGUCAAAUGGACCCGUGCUAAUCCACACCACUUUCGGCGACCUUCUGCGCUCGCUGGAUCCACCGGCGGAGUUCCACUCCCCGGAACUGAUCACCAUGUCCCGCGAGGGCUUCAUUGUCAUCAAUUACGACAAGGGCAAUGUGGCCGCCUACACCAUCAAUGGCAAGAAACUGCGCCACGAGACGCACAACGACAAUCUACAGUGCAUGCUGCUGUCGCGCGAUGGUGAAUACCUGAUGACCGCCGGCGAUCGCGGCAUCGUGGAGGUGUGGCGCACCUUCAACCUAGCACCACUUUAUGCCUUCCCCGCCUGCAAUGCGGGCAUCCGAUCUUUGGCCCUCACCCACGAUCAGAAAUACCUUCUGGCCGGACUUUCGACGGGCUCGAUCAUAGUAUUCCACAUCGAUUUCAAUCGCUGGCACCAUGAGUACCAGCAGCGCUACUAAGAUUGGAAACUUGGACAUUCCAACGACCCACGACUCGCCAGUUAACAGAGGCCAAGGAAACGGAAACGGAAACGAAAACGGAAACAGAAACGAACAUUGAAAUUGAAACGGAACCGGAAAUAAAAAUAUGGAAACGAUCGCAAAGCAACUACGAAGUACUUAAAAAACGUCGGCAAUGAGGGAGGAUCGGUUUUUUUCUAUAUAGACCUUUACAACUCUAGGCUAAUAAGCGAAACUAUGUUUUUUUUUGUCUAGUAUUAAUUGUGCAUUAGUGUGUGUUGAUGGCCAACAAAAGCCAGUCAAAGCAAAAGAAAAAAUUAAGAAACAAAAAAAAGAGAAAGGAACAGAACAGAAGAUAAAAAAACAUUUUUUUUACUAGUAUUAACGAAAUGUAUGUUAAGUUAUGGCAAAAUGGAGAAGCAAAUGCAAAAGGUAAAAAUGCAAAGAUGCAAAAAGGAGAAAGCGACGGUGGAGAAAGCGAGAGAAAGCAACUGGCGGCUUAAGUAAGUAGUUGAAAUAAGACAAAUGACGUUAGUGUUUAUAAAACGCAAUAAGCAGUUAAUAAAUCUAAAAAGUAAAUCUAAACCUAAAGCUAAUUUCACAUGCAUUAUAAUACCAACGUAGCAAAAGUUCUCAUAAAAAUUUAAACAAAGCAAAACGAAAAUCGCUGCGCAACGCAAAUGAAGGGAAAAAAAAUAUUGAAACUAAAGCGGCCAAAAGAGAGAUAAAAUGGUAGAGAAAGCAGAAAGCCAAUUUUUAAUUAUAGCGUUAGUUCUUUGUGACAAAAAAAAAACACACACCCCAAAUCCACACUACCACACUUUCACACACACACACACACACUUAAACAAGGUAACCAAGCAAGGACAAUGCCAAGGCAAUAAAGCUGGAAAAUAGAGGGAAAUAAAAAAGAAAGAAAGAAAGCAGGAAGCGGAAGUGAAGCAAAGUGCGGAUACGAGAUAUUUUAGUACACACACACAUGCAUAUGUAUUUGUAGCUAAACUAACACUCAACUUAACUCCCAAAAAAACAAAAAAAACGCUAACUAAAAUCUAAACAACAACUAAAUUAUCAACACUGCUAUGAGCCACAGAAAAUAAUAAAUAAACAAAUGGAAACGUAUAUGAAAAGGCAUUUUAUAUAUAUAUACAAUACACAUACAUACAUAGAUACAUACAUAUGUAUAUCCGCCGACGGAAGCGGAAUAUGCAAAACUUAUUCAAGCGAAAGGCGACGAUUUUUCGUUCUCGUUCCACAAAUAUCACGCAUACGCCACGCUGCACCGCCCGCUAAUUUCGAAACGAGAGCGAGAACAAACGACAACAAUCGAUAUAAAAAUAUAGUCUAUACAUAUAUUUGUUAUUUUUUUGGCAUUCUCUUUAAUUGUUUGUUUUUUGUAUUUUUUUUUUUAGCCAUAUUUGUUAGGUAAAAGUGAGAAAAUUUUCGAUUGCGUCCAAGAUUAGCCUAUUACCCCCUACGUCAAAGUAAAAAAUUCCCACAAAAUGAUAAAUUGGCUUCCUCGAAACAAAACCAAUCGUCCAGGAUGAGGUGUUUUAUAUAUAUAUAUAUAUAUGUGUAUAUGUAUUGACCGCAGAUUCUGCCUUCUGAUUUUCCCAAGCGAUUCGCAAAACCAAAAACCAAACAAUCCAUCCAUGGCGCACCACUCUGGCACUUACCGAUUAGAUUUGUAUAUAAGAACGAGAGCUAAGGCAAUUACUAUAACCAUACUUCAAGUAUAUAUAUAGAGUUUAUGGCUAAAAACGAACACAUUCGGUUGUAAAAGCGCAAAGGCGAUACAAAUUAAAUCGAGUCCAGCUGAAAGAAACCCUCCCCCAAAUGAAAUUGGAACCCAUAGGUAUCGUAAAUCGUAUCGUACAUAUAUGUUGUGUAGAGCUGGGGAUUCAUUUUAAAUGAAAAAAACAAGGAUGUUUCCCCAGUUCUAGUGUUGUGUCUUGUCCGAUUUGAUCUUGAGAUCAAGGAAAACCCUUAAGACAGUUGAUUUUCGAUUUAUUCAAAUCCUUUUCUGUGUGUGUUUCUUUCUUUCUUAAAUGCAGUGUUUAAUAAACUCCACAAAAUUAUCACUUAAAACACAAAUUAAAUUCGCUUUUAGUACGAAUUCGAUUAUUCCACUCUCUGUGUGUACAUAUUUAAGAAGCAUUAUGCAAAUAAAAGCUAGACGACAGUCAAAUAAAAAAAAAA
Molecule: messenger RNA, 14835 nt
Organism: Drosophila suzukii
Lineage: Eukaryota; Metazoa; Arthropoda; Insecta; Diptera; Drosophilidae
Gene: rg
Product: A kinase anchor protein rugose
Biological process (GO): intracellular protein localization
Cellular component (GO): membrane; cytosol
Molecular function (GO): protein kinase binding
Source: RefSeq, a predicted model, not a curated record